UGCGCCUCGUGGCCCUGGCUCGCGGGUGACGGUUUUUCCUCAGCUGAUUUGGUUUCCCGCUAAUUUUGGUGUCAGCCAAUCAGGAGAGGGGCGGGUGCUCAGUUUCGGUUAAGCAGCCAAUCAGAGCCCGAGUCGAUGUGACUGACAGGCUGGACUGCCGCCGCGGUAUAUAAGGGCGGGCUGUGGACCGGUUCCGGGCUCUCGGUACAGAAGGGGGAGGGGUACAAUCGGAGAGAUACCGGAACCGAUACCGACAUGACUGAGGUGGAGCCCCGGGAGCCCGAACCGACCAUCCAACCGGAGAUCCCGAAACCGGGCACAGCGCGCAGCCAGGCGGGCAAGAAAGUCAUGGCCACUCAGGUCCAAGGAACUGUGAAGUGGUUCAAUGUACGCAAUGGCUAUGGAUUUAUUAACAGGAAUGACACCAAAGAAGAUGUCUUUGUCCAUCAGACAGCCAUAAAACGGAAUAAUCCCCGCAAGUUUCUGCGCAGUGUUGGUGAUGGAGAGACUGUAGAGUUUGAUGUUGUUGAAGGAGAAAAGGGUGCAGAGGCUUCUAAUGUGACUGGUCCAGGAGGUGUGCCAGUGAAAGGAAGCAGAUUUGCCCCAAACCGGCGAAGGUUUCGCCGUCGGUUCUAUCGGCCCCGAGGGGACAAUGCUGGGGAGUCUGGCAGUGAAGGAGUGACUGGAGAACAGGUGAGCGAGAGUGAAAAAACUGAAGACUCUUCACCCCAGCCGAGACCAACCCAGCGAAGACGCCCUCCUCCCUUUUUCUAUCGGAGGAGGUUUGUGAGGGGUCCCAGGCCCGAUCAGCAACAACAGACCAUUGAGGUGACUGAUAAAGAUGAACCUAAAGAUCCUGCAACGCAAGCACCAGAUGCAGAGAUUGGUGAUGGUCAGCGGAUCACGCCACGCCGAUUCCGCCCACGAUUUCGCAGGCCUUUUCGACCUCGGCCUCCACAGCAACAGACUGGAGAAGGAGGGGAUGGAGAGAUCAAACCUACAGCUAAUGGAGGGCCCCGGCCAGAGCCUCAGCGGCAGCGAAACCGUCCAUACUUCCAGAGGCGCAGGAGACCAGGAACAGCACCAGCCAUAGCUCAGGAUAAUGGAAAAAAACAAAUGGAACCUGCUAAUGGAUCUGCUUCAGAAACUGGCACCCCUCCUUCUCCCAGUGAUGCACCCACUGAGGCUGCUGGCGUACAUACUACGGCUCCUGCACCAGAGCCCAGGGAAGCAGACCCCCCUGCUCCAGAGUGACCCCACCACUGACACAUGACAUCUGGACUAGUGGCACCGGUGUCAGAUCCUCCUUAGAGCUUCACAGGAUUGUUUGGAACAUGGCAAUAAAUCACUUACGAGGGGAGCAGCCACUUCCCCCCCUCUCACUGCGUGUCAGCUUAUUUUCACUUUUUGGGAACACUUGGGUAUAUUGUACAAAUUGCAACAGUAAAACUGGAACAGCAAA
Molecule: messenger RNA, 1462 nt
Organism: Pelobates fuscus (common spadefoot toad)
Lineage: Eukaryota; Metazoa; Chordata; Amphibia; Anura; Pelobatidae
Gene: YBX2
Product: Y-box binding protein 2
Exons: 10
Coding region: 256-1254 (332 amino acids)
Biological process (GO): regulation of gene expression
Cellular component (GO): nucleus
Molecular function (GO): nucleic acid binding
Source: RefSeq, a predicted model, not a curated record